AUGAUAGACCUGGCGAUCGGAACACCAGAGGUGGGUGUUGUGGAUUUCGGCAUGCUGCAAACCAUUCUACAUUGUUUGGCUCAGCAAUUGAAAGUGUUGGGUAAAAAUGUCGAGUUAAGAGGCAGCGUGGCCCUGCUGCCAGUAGGACGGGAGAAUGUUCACACCAUUUCUAUUAGCGAAUACCCUGUGGAGGCAGAUGACAAGGUACCUAAAGAGAAGACAGAUCUUAGCCGUACAUCGAGUGUGACGGAUACAAUAUUGGUUGUUGUGACCCAAACUAGUCCCACUCGAGGUCCGUCUCCUACCUUGCCAGCCGCCCAGGAUGUUACUGCUGAAAAGCUUUCCCUCGUGACUACCAGCAAGUUCAAUAUACUUGAGAAUACUGUGAACGACCUAAAGGAUCGUGUGUAUGGAAGCAUGCCUAAAAAUGAGGAUAUAUUGGAGGAAGUUAGAUCCCAAACAAAUCUCAAAGCCAUCACAGACAUGUGGACAUCGCUCAACGUAUCCUCGCGCUUGGAAGCAGCGGAGGCUGGUCUCGCUAAACUGAGCUCGCUCGUUCAGGAUCUGAUAUCAGAAAACGCUGCUCUUCAGGAGCGACUUGACGCUUCGCCGUCUGUAGCUCCGUCAACAAUGGCCCCGAGGGUUUCAAUAGCACCAGUGCCAGUGGUGUCCACAAUAGCUCCACCAACUGCUGCCCCAUCAUCCGUUGCCCCACCAACAGCCGCUCCGUCUAUGGCGGGCCAGCCAUCCUUUGAUACAUUAGCGACCAAGGAAGAUUUAAAACACCUACAGGCUUAUUUAGAAAGAAUCCGUUCAGAUCUUGACAACGUCACUAACACUCUAUACAGCGCAAUGGCCGACAUGCAGGCGGGACUGGGCGAAGAGGCUCCUCGACCUCCUACUCCUCCUCCGACCACCGUGGUCUCUACGACCGAACCACCCCCACCACCAGCUCCGAAAUCAGUACCAUCUAUAGCGGGACGAAGGAAAUCUGAUUUCCCACGUCAGUCUUUCUCACAAAUAACUGGCAGUCUGAUGGAGAGAAUUAAUGAUUUAGAAAAACGCAUUAACAUCUGCUGUCAGGAUAUAGGAAAAAAUGAUGGAGUUCUUCAAGAUCAGAUCAACUCGUUCCAAGAUCAAUUGGACUUCCUGCACAAAGAAGUGGGACAACUGCGAAGCGUGCAAUCAGAAGCAUUGUCACCAGAUCUUGUUAAAGAUUUGCAAGGCUAG
Danaus chrysippus (African queen) is the source of this 1230-nucleotide messenger RNA. The record is from the annotation of a GenBank genome assembly. Lineage: Eukaryota; Metazoa; Arthropoda; Insecta; Lepidoptera; Nymphalidae.